AUGUCUUCUGCAGAAGAUUCAUCUGACCCGAUCUCUCGAAUCGUGAAAAAGAAAAGGCAACAAACUCAAAGAGCGUGUGACCGAUGCAGGAAAAAAAAAGGCGAUGGAAUGGAACAGCCAGGCCACUGCUGCUCCAAUUGCCUCUCUUUCAAUACAGAAUGCACUUAUCUGUACGUCAAGAAACGUCGAAUCGCGAAGGAGCCCAAGAAAGGGAAACUUCGUUUUAGUCUAGAUGCAGGCAUGCAAGGAUAUGUAGAUGGUUUGGUAGCGCGAAUACAGUCCAUGGAGGGCCUCCUCAAGAAGGUGUUCCCAGACACUGACAUCGAUGCCGCGUUGGAUGACCGUACGGCGACAACCUCCAGGGAAACCCACAACAUCUCUCUAGCAAUGACGACGCUUCCGGGGGCAACGCAAAUUCAAAAUUUCGAUCAUCCACGGUCCACCGAUCGCUUGCCAUUCGCUGAUCGAGAUCCCGACCCCAGCGACGACGAAUACGAAUACGGCAUGUCGCCACAGAUCAUGGAAAAAAUAGAAGCCCUGUCUCUCUAUCCUCUUCGCUCUCUCUGGCUGGGGAAAUCAAGUGAUGUCCGAUUGCUCCAGAGGGCCGUCGAUGCGAAGUCCAGUUUUUCGGGCGAGCCGCGUGAACGUGAUAACUUGGAUCCUUUAUCAUCAACCGCUAGCGCUCAAGUCCCAAAACAGUACCCAUGGGAGCAUCUCGGGGACGACGAUAGGCACUAUCCGUAUCUUUUCCCAGAGGACGACCUCCUUCACAGGCUUGUGAACGUAUACUUCCAGCGCAUCAACACUUUUCUACCUCUCCUCCACCGACCUACAUUCGAGAAAUCUAUAGCUGACGCUCACCAUCUAACCGAUGCGCAAUUUGGGAAGGUUCUACUGCUGGUCUGCGCGGUCGGUGCCAGAUACCUGGACGAUCCACGGGUUGUACUAGAGAGGGCAAGUGACUGGUAUUCGGCCGGUUACAAGUGGUUUUCGCAGGUUGAGAUGGUACAGAAAUCUGUGGUGAGCAUACCAACUCUGUACGAUUUGCAAAUUCACGCGAUUACUGUUCUAUACCUGUACGGUUUACAGUCACAAGCGGCUUGGGUGACUGCCGGCGUCGGUCUUCAUCUCGCAGUCGACGUGGGCGCGCAUAGGAAAAGGGCAUAUAGAGCCGAAACAACUGUGCGAGAUGAGCUUUGGAAACGCGCAUUCUGGGUCUUGAUGUUUGAGGACGUGGCGUUGAGCUCUUAUUUGGGCCGACCGUGUGGGAUUCUGGAAGAAGAAUAUGAUCUCGAAUUUCCAACAGAAUGCGACGACGAGUUUUGGGUGCAUUCAGAUCCCAGAAAGGCGUUCAAACAGCCUCCGGGGGUGCCGUCAACAGUAACAACCUUCUCACUCGCCCUACGGCUCACACAAAUACACGCUCGUACCCUUCGAACCAUUUAUCAGACCAAUAAAUCCAAAAUUUUACAUGGAUUCCAUGGACCUGAUUGGGAGCAGCGAGUAGUCUUAAAGUUUGAUUCGGAUCUUAACAAUUGGGUAGAUUCUCUUCCCAGUCAUUUACAGUGGGACAUAUCACGAAAUGACGCCUACACCGACAGCUCUGCUUUUCUUCGUUGUAUCUAUCAUGCCGCUCAGAUUCACUUGCACAGACCAUCCAUUAGCGCGAGAAGCAUUGAGUCUCCACUCGCUAGUACCUCGCUUUCAAUCUGUAUCAAUGCCGCACGGUCAAGCGUUCGUAUAAUAUUGAUCGAACGGCAAAGGACACAUCGGGUUGCAGGCCCACUGCAACAGGCAAUUUCAUUCGUAUCUGGUGUGGUUUUGGCUAUCAACAUCCUGGGGAUGAAUCGAGCGGAUCCCGCCAUGGAUUUAAUCCCACAGUUGAACACUGCGCGUACAUGUGUACAGAUUUUGAAAGAAGCCGAAGUGAGAUGGCAUGACGCGGGCAGGAUGCGGGACGUUUUGGCCGAGUUGGUCAACUGCGCUGAUCAUAAUCAGCACACGCCCUCAUUAACUCACGUUGGCGAUCCAGUACCUUCUCACAAAGAGGCGACCAUUUCUCCCGAAGCCUACACUUCUGCUUCUACGAGGGCCAAAUUCAAUGUGACAGGCUAUGCCUCUUCUGAAGAAUCGCGACCACCGCCAAACUGGAACGGCAUCGAACUCCCCCGUGCCGCCAUGGUUGACCCUCCAAGGAUGGGCGAAAGGACCCCUUACAGUACUGAUAACGCGAACGCUGCGUAUGCCGAGUACAGCGACUUGCCGUCCAUGGUCGCUAGUGACGCCCCAUCUGACGUUGCGUGGAACACGCAUCUUCCCCAAAACCCGACCGCUGAAGAACAAACCCCCUUGGCGCCGACGACAAACGCGUAUAGCUUUGUCCCAAGGUUCUUGCCUGACACAUCUCUGCCUGAGUCUUUUACGAGUGGGGCAAGCCAGCAAUUAUCGGGUCACGCGCCCAUUGAAGCUGAUUUUACGGCUCUGGUGGCCUCACGGCCUCGCCUCGGCUUCGACGAGUCGGUGCAGGCUCACGACGGCACGUUGGCGACGUGGAAUGGUGUGCCGACUUCCUUAGGACCAGUGGGAUGCUUAUUUUCGACUUCGACAAAUGCACGCUCCACCCGGCGCGCCAUCGCAGACGCCCUACCACCGAUGAGGCAUACAGCAGCUCGGGUUGGCGCGUCCGUGGUGUCAUUAAUAUGUACGAUGCAUGCAAACGCUGUCAAACAGUGUUUUUAUAGCCGGACUAUCGAUUUGUUCUAUUGUCUCUCCUGAUUAAUAUUGCGCUUAGCAAUACGCCUUCCGAUUCUGGCUUGUGCCUUGGGAUAUACCUCCAGUUUGCAUGUAUCAUUUGUACAGUCUCUACUGUUAUCACUCAGAAUUGACAUCAUUCCGGAUUCCAUACGU
Messenger RNA from Heterobasidion irregulare TC 32-1, 2907 nucleotides. RefSeq lists its product as uncharacterized. Gene Ontology annotation, biological process: DNA-templated transcription; regulation of DNA-templated transcription. The coding region runs from base 1 to 2775 and encodes 924 amino acids. The record is from RefSeq and is a predicted model, not a curated record. NCBI's taxonomy places the organism in Eukaryota, Fungi, Basidiomycota, Agaricomycetes, Russulales, Bondarzewiaceae. Gene Ontology annotation, molecular function: DNA-binding transcription factor activity, RNA polymerase II-specific; zinc ion binding; DNA binding. The transcript is spliced from 14 exons.